This is a messenger RNA of Tachyglossus aculeatus (Australian echidna), 2593 nucleotides long. It is a transcript of the gene EFNB1, whose product is annotated as ephrin B1. The coding region runs from base 1 to 1812 and encodes 603 amino acids. The transcript is spliced from 8 exons. Gene Ontology annotation, biological process: ephrin receptor signaling pathway; axon guidance. Gene Ontology annotation, cellular component: plasma membrane. Gene Ontology annotation, molecular function: ephrin receptor binding. The record is from RefSeq and is a predicted model, not a curated record. NCBI's taxonomy places the organism in Eukaryota, Metazoa, Chordata, Mammalia, Monotremata, Tachyglossidae.
AUGCGAAGAAGCCACCAGGUGGCGCUGCAGCGGCGGGCCUUGAGACCGGGCCUCUCCCGCCUCCUGGCGGCGACUCGGCAGAGCGCAGCCUCCCUCAGACCGGGCCUCUCCCGCCCCCUGGCGGCGACUCGGCAGAGCGCAGCCUCCCUCAGACCGGGCCUCCCCUGCCCCCUUGCGGCGGUUCGGCGCAGCGCAGCCUCAGACCGGGCCUCCCCUGCCCCCUUGCGGCGGCUCGGCGCAGCGCAGCCACCCUCAGACCGGGCCUCCCCUGCCUCCUUGCGGCGGCUCGGCGCAGCGCAGCCUCCCUCAGACCGGGCCUCCCCUGCCCCCUUGCGGCGGUUCGGCGCAGCGCAGCCUCAGACCGGGCCUCCCCUGCCCCCUUGCGGCGGCUCGGCGCAGCGCAGCCUCCCUCAGACCGGGCCUCACCUGCCCCCUUGCGGCGUGCCUCCCCGCGGUGGGCGCGUCCCCUUUAAGGGCCCCUCCCCUCCGGCGUCGGUGGGCGUGUCCUCGCGGGAGGCCCCCCCCGGCGGGCGGCCGCCAUUGGCUGGGGCCGUCGGGGCUGGGGCGCUGGUGCCGCCCCGCCGCCAGGGGCGCGGGGCGGGCGCGGCCCCGCCGCCAGGGGGCGGUGUGCGCGCGUGUCCCCCCGUGUCCGCGUGUCCCCCCGUGUCCCCGUCCCCGUGUCCCCGUCCCCGUGUCCCCGUCCCCGUGUCGCCGGCGUGUGGGUCGGGUCGGUCCCCGGGUGGGGCCGGUGCCCCGGGGGCCGCGGGCGGGGAUGGGGCCCUGAGCCCCCCGACGCCCAGCAUGGGCGGGCCCCGCCUGGCGGCCCCGGCCCUGGCCCUGGCCCUGGCCCUGGCCCUCGGCCGCCUCGCCACGCCGCUCGCCAGGACCCUGGACCCCGUCGCCUGGACCUCCCACAACCCCAAAUUCCUGAGCGGGACGGGGCUGGUGAUCCACCCGGAGAUCGGGGACAAGCUGGACAUCACGUGCCCGCGGGCGGAGGCCGGGCGGCCCUACGAGUACUACAAGCUGUACCUGGUGCGGAGGGAGCAGGCGGCCGCCUGCAGCACCGUCCUGGACCCCAACGUGCUGGUCACCUGCAACCGGCCCGACACCGAGAUCCGCUUCACCAUCAAGUUCCAGGAGUUCAGCCCCAACUACAUGGGCCUGGAGUUCAAGCGCCGCCGCGAUUACUACAUCACCUCCACGUCUAACGGGAGCCUGGAGGGGCUGGAGAACCGCGAGGGCGGGGUGUGCCAGUCCCGCUCCAUGAAGAUCGUCAUGAAGGUCGGCCAGGACCCCAGCGGGGCCGGGCCGGAGCCGCCGGCCACCGGCCGGCCCGGCAAGGAGGCGGCGGACAACGCGGCGGGGGCGGCCACCCAAGCCCCCCGGGGGGCCCGGCCUUCCGGCGGCACGGACGGCAAGCACGAGACGGUGAACCAGGCGGGCGGCGGCGGCGGCGUGGCGGACGGCUUCUUCGGCUCCAAGGUGGCCGUGUUCGCCGCCAUCGGGGCCGGCUGCGUCAUCUUCCUCCUCCUCAUCAUCUUCCUCACGGUGCUGCUGCUCAAGCUGCGCAAACGGCACCGCCGGCACAGCCAGGCGCGGGCGGCCGCCCUGUCCCUCCGGACCCUGGCCGGCCCCGGCGGCGGGGGCACGGCGGGCACCGAGGCCAGCGACAUCAUCAUCCCCCUCCGGACUGCGGAGAACAACUACUGCCCCCACUACGAGAAGGUCAGCGGCGACUACGGCCACCCCGUCUACAUCGUCCAGGAGAUGCCCCCCCAGAGCCCCGCCAACAUCUACUACAAGGUCUGACGGGGCGGCGGAGGGGCGCCCACCCGGACGCUGACGGACCCCCACCCGCCACCAGCUCUUUUCUUUUUUGUUGUUUUUUUUUUGAAAAAAAAAACUCUUUGCGUUCACCACCGGCUGACUCGGCGGCGGCCGUCCGCGAGGAUGGGGAGGGGAGCCCCCCGAACCCCCUCCGAUUUCCCGCCUUCUCCCCCCGCGGACGGGGGGGACCUCACAGGGUAAUUACCGGGUUAAUCGGCCGUUGCCACGGGAACGAGGGGCCGGGCUGGGCACCCGAGUCUGGGGGCUUUGAGGCGAGGGCAUCGGUCCACCCUGGGAAACCGGGGGACCCCCCCCCCCCACUCCAUCCCCUCCCAGGGAAGUGACUCACCCAAGGUCACACGGCGGUCGGCGGGGAGAAGCCCAAGCCUCGCCGCCACCUCCGCGUCGCGUCCCCCCCCCGCGCCCCCCAACUCACAGCUGGUGCACUUUGAACCCAGAGCCGGCCCCCGAACCCGCAUCGCCCCCCCCAACCCCCCCCAAAAAAAAUACAAAAACCCGGCUCCUCGCCCCCGCCCAAGGUUUCCUUUGUUCCAGGGCCCUUUUGUGCGUGUAAAUACGAGUCUUUUUGGAAAAGGAGUUAUGUAAAAAAAAACCAAAAAAACAAAAAAAAAAAACACCCCCCAAACCACCCCGCUCCCCGGACGACGAAAAAAAAAAGAAAACCGUUUUGUACAAACUCUGAAUUAUUUUCUGGUUGCUUUUUCCUAGAAAAAACGAGACUAAAAAUAAUUAACCACACCGA